Linum tenue is the source of this 1306-nucleotide messenger RNA. NCBI's taxonomy places the organism in Eukaryota, Viridiplantae, Streptophyta, Magnoliopsida, Malpighiales, Linaceae. The record is from the annotation of a GenBank genome assembly.
GAGGAUGAUUUCCCAGUCGGACACGCUAAUAACUUGCCAUAAAUCAAAACCCGUUCCGCCACCGCGCAAACAAGGAAAGGAAACUGUAACCGUCCGAUCAAAAUUCAAAGAGGCAGCCCCGGCCAAGCCAUCAUCAAUCUUCUGCUUAUAUUACCGUUAAAGCGCUCCUCCCCUCUUUCUCAUUUUUCUAUUCAAACUUUCAAACCCUCGCUCUCCGACUGCCAUUCGCCAAUUAGCAAGCAAACAAUCAAACAAAGGGAAAAAAAGCGAAAGAAAGGAACCCCGAUUCCAGGAAAAAUGCCGACCAUGAAGUUCGAUCGCAAGCCGCCGCUCGCCAAAUCGCCGAUCCGCCUCCGCUCCCGCCGCGUCCUCCAGCCGAACUCCGUCUCCCUGCAGACUCCUCCCGGUUCGUUGAUGAAAUCGGCGAAACCGAGCCGCGGAUUGGCCACCGAAGUCGACAGCGGCGAGGAACUCCGGCCAGAGUACCGUUCCAUGUCCUGCGAACUUCGCGCUCUGGCGAAGCAGGUCCGCGACGAGCUCGGCGGCAACGGAGAUCUGGCAGCCAAACCGAAAUCCUCGCUCUACGGAGAAAGCUUGAGCGCGAAUUCGAGUCCGCUGUUCUUCGAGAGAGGGAAACUGUACGACGCGUACGCCGCCAAGCGGAACGAGCGGCUGCGGAAGAAGAAGAUCGGCGGCGACGCGAGGGACGAUUUCGCCAAGACGCCGUCGUACAGAUUGGGAGUGACGGUGGAGUCGUCGAAGAGGAGGGAUUCCGCGAGGAAGAUGGAGAGCCUGAGGAAAUCCGUGGCGUCGGCUUAUGGAGCCGGGCAGAGGCUGGCCGGCGGAGAGACGCCGAGGUACUUGUUGAGGAGUAUGCGUAAAGACAGCAAGAUUCCGACGGCGGCUCCCCUUCCCACGGCGAUGAGCUUUGAGAGAUCUGCUCUUCCAAGUGAACGGAAAAUUGGAGUCCGGAGAUCGGUCAGGAGAGUCUGAAUUCCGAUUGUUCUUGGCUGUCUUGCCAUUUCUGUUUGGAAUCAUUUUAGGGGAAAACUGCGGAAUUAUUUCCUAUCUGUGAAUCGUCUGCUUCUUUUAGACAUUCAGUGAAAUCUUUAUCCUCACUCUAUUCUGCAGAUUACUUGCCUCUCAACGAUUUUCAGCUCCCUUCAGCAGUUCAGCUUCCCCGUUUUGUCAUGUACAACUUCGUACUACAAUGGUUGUUAGAGGUGUUGAUUGAUCAAAUCGCGUAUUGUUAAGAUUAGCAACAGGUGUUAAAUCGAGUUGGAUAAACUUUUCGACAAUACAAAUC